AUGACUUCUCAAUCCGGGCUGGAUGUUCUCCGCACGAGAACCAUUGUUGACUGUGAUACUAUGGAUGAACAGGGUGCUUCCUCGUUGAAUCCGGUUGCUAAAAAGCUGGGCCCAUUCCAGGACUGCACUUCCAACCAAGCGAUCGCAUAUGGCGAACUCAGCAAACCAGAGCAUGCUGGUUUAAUUUCUGCCUCGGUCACAGACGCAAAGGCCCUUCUCUACAGAUUUCCAGGCUUAGGUGUUGAAGAGUUGGCAGUUGAGAUAGCGAUGGUCAAAUUAGCGUUGAAAAUCGCUCCUCAUAUUCGUGGACACGUUCAUAUCCAGACGAAUCCGUACUACUCUUACUCGACCGAGAAGACCAUUGUAAACGCUCUGAGGAUUGUACAGCUCUUCCAGCACUUCCAGCCAGGAUUCGAGCAAUCUCGAAUCUGCAUCAAAGUUCCCAGCACAUGGGAAGGCAUGGUGGCCUGUCGAACCCUCGAACAGGCUGGCGUCCGAACUCUGGCCACCACACUCUUCACCAUGGCACAGGCCGUUUUGGCCGCCGAAGUAGGAUGCACCUAUGUUGCACCCUAUGUCAAUCAAUUGAAGGUCCACUUCGAGCCAGGGUUCGCCGACCCGAACAAACUGCUUCCUCUCUGUGUCUUGAUUCAGAAAUACUACGAGUCCGUCCAAGCUAAGACACAUGUUCUGCCCGCCAGUUUGACCUCGACGAAUGAGAUUUUUGCCCUCGCUGGCGUGCAGCAUAUUACUAUUGCUCCGGGACUCCUGGAGGAGCUCUCGCAAUCGAGCUCUGUCCCCAGUGUGCAGUCUUUAUUCGACACGAAUGUCCCGGCCAUUACUCCCACAUCUAACCUGUCAUAUGUGAAUGACGAGUCGGCUUACCGGCUUGCGUUCACUCGGGACUUGCAUGGAGCAAGCGAGGAGAAGCUCACUCAGGCUAUGAAUAUCUUCUGCGACAUGCAAGAUAGGUUAGUGCAAGUUAUGAAAGCAAAUAUUUAG
Aspergillus affinis is the source of this 1002-nucleotide messenger RNA. RefSeq names its product transaldolase family protein. NCBI's taxonomy places the organism in Eukaryota, Fungi, Ascomycota, Eurotiomycetes, Eurotiales, Aspergillaceae. Gene Ontology annotation, cellular component: intracellular anatomical structure. Bases 1 to 1002 code for a protein of 333 amino acids. Gene Ontology annotation, biological process: pentose-phosphate shunt, non-oxidative branch; carbohydrate metabolic process. Gene Ontology annotation, molecular function: transaldolase activity. The record is from RefSeq and is a predicted model, not a curated record. The transcript is spliced from 7 exons.